This is a messenger RNA of Marchantia polymorpha subsp. ruderalis, 1276 nucleotides long. The record is from the annotation of a GenBank genome assembly. NCBI's taxonomy places the organism in Eukaryota, Viridiplantae, Streptophyta, Marchantiopsida, Marchantiales, Marchantiaceae.
AGGAAUGAUAUGAAUUUCCAUACGAAGGCUGUCAACAAUACAUACUUAAGUGGUUGUCUAAAAUUACGUAUAAAAGAUCUUGUUUCACGUUCUACACUUGAAGGAAGAAGGAACAGGGUCUGCGCAACUCUACCUUCAGUCCUCCUCCUCCGCUUGUACAAAAACUGGAUUUGAUGAAAGAGUGGCGAGCUCUUUCAUUUUGAAGUGCAGACCAAGGAGUGUGACAAAGUAAGAAAGGCAUCAGCUCGAGCCACAAACCUGGCUUUCUAUUUAUGUUCUUUCGGACCUGGUGCUAAAUGUCAGCACGAAUGUUCGCUACAGGUCUUCACACUGUGGGAGAGAGACAGAGCUCUACAGCACAUAUGGUAGUUGAAGUACAUCUGCACAGUUCAUCUCUCGAGAAUAUAAACAAUGAAAACUGAUGCGACGAAUUAGAUGAUUGGAAAAUUUGCCUUCCCGUGCCUCACUUCAGACAAAUCCGGAAGGCGUGAAUUAUCCACCAGGACCAGAUUCCUGCCGGGCAUUGGUCUAUUGUUCAUGACAUGCCAGUUUCCUCAGAGCCCAAUUUCUUGCGCGAGUCAGUGCCUCAGAGCGAACCAUGUGCCGAAGUACAAACACUAUUUGACUCCAUCUGCAAGAAUUGAUCGCGCGAUGUAUACCGAAACAAGGUGUCAUCUCGCCCUUCACGGAAGAUAUGCUCACUGGCGUCACGUGUGUUCUUCUGAACAGGCAACGGUAUUAAUGAAGUGACCCGCCUGAGUCUUGAAAAGCGUACAUGUAGUCCGAGGCUCGAAUGGAGGGAGCGAGCGAGGGAGGCCUUGAGGGAGGGAGGGAGGCAAGGAGAGCGAAGGAUAGGGAGGUGGUGGGAGGAAGAAACAAACUUUGUCCUUUGUCGGGUGGUCGAAAAGUACACCAUCUUCAUCUCCAGCUCCGAAGCAAAGCCGAUAUCCGAAUCGGGACCGAAUGUCGAAGAAUCAAGUCCCCUACGGUAGAGAGAUCCUCGACACCGCCUUGUACGCAGAUGCCCCCUGGUAUUAGCACCGCCAUUCAGAGCCAGGGCUCCGGCUCCGGUCAAAAGGCAAAGGCUAUGACUGGCACCACCUCUAAUAUCGGCACAAAUAUCUGGAAUUUGAGUGGUUGGCUGCAGGCGCGGUACACGCUCCAUACUGGUCUCACCUGUUUCCGAAUGCGAGAAGAGUUCAAAAUCCGAGUUUAGCUUCGACCUUCGAGUUUCAAAUGGUCGAUAUUACCGUCUGCCUCUUCAACCCUCUACGCG